Molecule: messenger RNA, 1040 nt
Organism: Gamsiella multidivaricata
Lineage: Eukaryota; Fungi; Mortierellomycota; Mortierellomycetes; Mortierellales; Mortierellaceae
Product: DAD/Ost2
Exons: 4
Coding region: 454-792 (112 amino acids)
Biological process (GO): protein N-linked glycosylation
Cellular component (GO): membrane; oligosaccharyltransferase complex
Source: RefSeq, a predicted model, not a curated record
GGAGCACCGAGAGUGGGCCAGUGUUGAAUUCUUCUUCCUCCAACUUGCGGAGCUCGUCCUCGGUCAUCUCACUCUUGGCCUUUGUGCUGCUGAUUUGGGUUGCCAAUCAGAAACAAAAGCACGCGUUAGAAUGCAAAAAAUAUCUAGGCCGUUUCCACAACACAGGUGGCAGCGAUGAUGCAGUGUUGCAGAUGGAUGCUGACAGGAGACACGGUAGCGAUACAUAGAUACAUGGAUGAAUAACUUACCUCAUGGUUGCUUGUUGUUAUGCUGAUGAAUAGUAGUGAUCGAUCAACCAGAGCUGCUCAGUUUCUUGCACAAGGUAAACAAGCCACCCUGGGACGGGAGUUACGGCCAGCCAGUUGUCGCGCGAAACGUCCUUCCUCCCAUCAUCUUCUACAUACACACACACACACGCUCUUUUAGCUCAUCACCGCUUCCAUCAACAACGCCAUGGACGAUUUCAAGUCUGCAACCAACUCUCUCGUGUCAUCGUACUUCAAGGAGACACCAAAGGCCUUAAAGCUGAUCGACGGCUAUAUGGUCUAUGUACUCUUGACUGGAAUUAUUCAGUUCGUUUACGUUUGUAUCGCUGGAACCUUCCCCAACAACGCCUUCUUGGCUGGCUUCAUCUCAACGGUUGCAGCGUUUGUUCUCGCUGCCAACCUCCGUAUGCAGACCAACCCGAAGAAUGCGUCUCAGUUCCCUACUACGAGCCCUGAAAGAGCAUUUGCGGAUUUCCUUGCCUGUAGCGUAGUGGUUCACUUUGCAGUCGCCAACUUCUUGGGAUAGAUGGUGGGAUAUGCUGUUCACUGCAUGGGUCGACGCAGGACAUCGCCCUUAUUUACCUACCAUACCCAGUCAUCAUCUUCCAGCGCUCUCUUGUGAUGGAUACGCCCUACCAUUUUGUUUGACUUCUGUAAAAUAAAUGUCAUAAACCGUGCGAUUUGUGUUCCGGUGAUGAGAAUGCGAGGUGGCUUGUGUCGGGACGAGGUGGAGCAAGGGCCGCUGUUCCCGCUGCUGGCAGACACAAACAGACG